CUCUGAUUUGCUCUUCUCUGGCACUGCGAUUUGGAGAUAUCCGCAAGCCUUGUGAUUGCUGUACAACGUGGUUUCGCUUCCAUGGCUAGUCGUCCCAUUUAUUUCUACACCUCGAGAAACUCCCCCCUUUCACGAGACCGAUCUAAGUUCUAUUCUGGUCGUCACCGGCACUUUGCUGCAACUCGUCAUUCGGAGGCGUGGCGAGCAACAGGCGCCCUUUUAUAUUCCUGUCACGGUCAUCAAUUCCUCAAAUAUGGCAUUCUCCGGCUUCAUCUUUUCUGUGGGGCGCAUCCAUGAUCUAUGUCCAGGACAAACGACUGCCGCUGUCAGGCGGGAGGUCCCUUGCCUACGCUGACAAUGGCAAUACCUCAAGUUCUACUCUCAUUCUCUUCCUUCAUGGGGCAUUUUCCGUCGGUGAUGCGUCUCGACUAUCUCCAAUUUUGGUCGGGAAAAACAUCCAUUUCAUAGCUCCUUCACUUCCUGGCUGGGGCAAGUCUUCGCCUGUUUCAGACCCUUCAAAUUACUCCACUACACUUGCAAGCGACAUGUCCACCUUGUUAGCCCACCUACGGACUGAUGCUUUGCACCUGAAGAUCAUAAUUUGCGGUUAUUCAUUUGGCACCGUGGCCGCUCAGAUGCUGUAUGGUGCCCCCGCUAGCGUGUUCCCUUUCCGUUCACAAAUUUCAUCUCUCGUUCUCCUCGCUCCCCAUACCCCGCCACAUUGUCACAUGGAUUAUGCCAAAGAUAUGUCGUGGCAAUCCUACUUCCUGACAGGUCCCCCAUGCCGUUAUAUACCAUUUAACAUUCCCGCCCGUCUUUCGAGGUAUGCUUUGGUGGCAAAACUGAAAUCUGUGUCAGCAGCAGAAAUCUUCAUACGCCGUUCUCUCUUUGACCGUAUGACAGAUCGAGAGCGGGAGUCGUAUCUGCAUUGGAAAGAGGAUCACGGCUUGGGUGAGGGUCAGUUUGAGCGGGAAAUGGCAGCGAAUAUGCUGCGCAGCGUGGGGCAGACAUGGGAAGGAUUUCUCCAGAUACCGACCAUUUACCACUCAGGGUGGGGUGGUUUAUCACCAUCCACACUUGUCAAAGGGCGCAAGGAUGGUUUUUCUCCUCCCGUAUACAUUGUCGCUGCUAAGCGGGAUCAUACAGUGUCGCUGAAUGCCGCACGAUGGUUAGCGGGACAGUAUCCGAACGCCAGCCUCAAAGUAGUCGAUGGCAGUCACAUAUCGCUUCUAUUACAUCUGGACGACAUUUGGAAGGAAAUCCUGGAUUGACAUUACAGUACGACAAAAGUAAUUAAUUGUACAAAUCAAGCUAACAAUAUAGUAC
Messenger RNA from Guyanagaster necrorhizus, 1326 nucleotides. RefSeq names its product alpha/beta-hydrolase. Gene Ontology annotation, cellular component: membrane. The transcript has a single exon. Lineage: Eukaryota; Fungi; Basidiomycota; Agaricomycetes; Agaricales; Physalacriaceae. The record is from RefSeq and is a predicted model, not a curated record. The coding region runs from base 294 to 1271 and encodes 325 amino acids.